AUGCAACAAAGGCAAAGAUUAAAGAAUUUAGACAGGUCGGGUGAAAACUGAGUGAAACGGAAAAUACAAAAAACAAUGAAACAAACGAAACAAACAAAAAGAAGAAUAAAAACCAAGAACAAAAAAAAACCACGAAACAAAGGGAAAAAAAAAACAGCAAAACAGAUCAAAGCAACAAUUAGGAACCUAAUUUUGUAGAUAACGUGCUUUUUCCUGUUGCGUCUUUCACGUUCUUUAUUCUGCAACUUGCUUUGCGCAAAACACGAGGCGACACGCGUGUUAUGUGGCCUUGGAUCAGAAUCAUCAUGAUCUUAUUACUAUUUUUUUUUUCAUCAAAACAGUGAGUUUAGUUUACGACCUGACUGACCUAUUAAACCAAUCCUGAUUGACAAUGGAAUUUCCUUUAUAUAUAGACUAUAACUGGAUCGCCUUGACUGAUUAAAACCCGCCCCUCUCCCCCCUCAGAGAAUAUUUAUAGCUGGAUAGGACUUAUUUUACACCAGCAUGAAAUUUUGGCUGAUUUUUUUUCUUGCCUGUUAGAUUUAAGCAAAGUGCGAGUGGCUUACUUCUGGCUACAGAUGUUGCCGCGAGAGGUUUGGACAUUCCAGCUGUUGAGCAUGUAAUUCACUAUCAAGUCCCGAAGGACCCUGAUGUAAGUACGUGCAAGUAUGUGUGUACGGUUGGUUAGCUUGUGUCGGUGGUUAGCUUGUGCGGCAGGCGGGAACGGAAGCGAUUGCUUUUUGGCGGCAGUGCUUUCAUUCUCUGCGAAACUCUACCUUGACAAAAGGCUUUGGGAGGCACGCUGCUUCAACCGACCAUGCGUUGACCAAGGUGUGGGCUACAAGUCUCAACUGUAAGAGAAGCUCAACCAGAAUGUGGAUAGCAAAGUUCGAACGUAGUUGACGCCCGAAUUCUUUCUCUAAAUUUAUUUUAUUGUAUCGCUUUACUUUUUUUUAAAACUUCAUUUUCUACGUUUUUGUUUUGUUUCCAAUUUGAGUUAAUGUGUGAGGUUUACCUACCGAGAUCAAAACAUAAUUCAUUUAAGUUAAUGAGUUUUGAUUUAGGAAAAAAAUUGACUCUGUUCUCCAAAUGCAGUUUAUUUGGAAGGAUCAGUUUAUUAUCGUUUAUCGUCCUCAGUUGUAUCUCGUUUAAUAAUGAACUGUUGUGUAAUGAUGUAACCACAAUGUAAGUAUUAACUUUAGCGCAACCAUCUCAUGUGAUCCUGCGUUCCUAAAUUAUUUCUCUGUGUUCGUUAACAGCUUUACAUUCACCGCAGUGGACGGACAGCUAGAGCGAGCAGGGAAGGUCUGAGUGUCGUUCUUGUUGGCCCACAAGAAAUGGGAUCAUACAAGAAAAUUAUGAAGACGCUUAAUGGAGGUGAUGUGUCUUUAUUAUCUCCAACGUAUCUCUUUAACAGUUAAACUCUAAAAGGUUAUUUGCAAAUCCCCCUCAGUUUAAGGUGCCAUUCGUCUAAAUUUCCUUUUUAGUUAGAUAACUCUUUACGCCUUAACAUUAGUAUGCAUAUUCUCCAUGCAUACUGUUCUUUAUAUAUUUCUGAAGGUGUUGACAUGGAGAUUUCGUCAAACAAUCAAGAGCUUCUUUAGUUGGUGAUCAUGUCCUCUAUUCUCGUGGCUUUAAAGAGAACCUGCAGUUUUAAAACAAAUACUGGUAAAAGGGCUCAAAAUAUAUCAACUCAAGAUAUCUGGUCCUUAAAACCAUACCUGUAACCUUGUUAAUUUUAUUUUCCGCUUUCAAAACUGGCCUUCACGGCAAGUUCGAACUACCCGCGUUCGCCAUCUUGUUAGGUACGCAAGGCAUUUUGGGUUGAUGACGUGUAAUGGUUGCUCCGUUCAUUCGUAAUUGGGUUAUCCUACCUAAUGCGUGUACGGAUAGCUUUGUUAACAGGAGAAUGAUUGGGUACCCAUUUGAUAACAAGGUUAGAGGUUAAUUUUAAGUACCCAAUAUCUUGUAUUUGAUACAUUUAUAACCUUUUUAAAAAUAUUUACUUGGGUGUGACAAUCGUUAGGAGAAGUUGGAGGCUGGUCACUCUUAUGGAUCACAUGGUUAAGAAAAUUUGUCAUGGCACGAAGAUGAUACCCCUCUAGAUGAUAAAUAUUUCUUUUAGCUGCAACCAAAAUUUUAGGAGGAAAAGAUACAUCGUAAUCGUCUUUAGGAGUUUACUGAGCCCGACUACAAUUUAACCCUUUACACCCUUAAAAAUCAGUUUGCAUUUUCUCCACACCAUUUUCCAUGAAUUUUCUAUGGAACUAACAAAGAGAAUUUGUUUAACAAUCAAGAGUUUCUUUAGGUGGUCGUUCCCUGUAUUCUCGUGACCUUUAUGUUUGAUUCAGGAGUGAUGCUGUGAGAAGAAACUAGAUGCCAGUCAUUAAUAGGCGUUUAAGGGUUAACUUACAGUCUCUCGUGUCAUUCGUUUGUUUCUUUCAUUUUUUUGUUCAUAUUUGUUAUCUUGAUUUUAUUCUUUUUAAAAUUUUGUGCUGCAGGAAACGAGCUAGACUCCUUUCCAGUUGAUGUGUCUUUUAUGUCCUCCAUUAGGAAAAGAAUUUCUCUCGCCAAGCAAAUUGACAAAGAAGAACACUAGUAGGUGAAGAUGAAAAAAAAAAAAAGAAAGAAAGGAAAAGAGAAAUAUGGCAAUUAUCUUUUGGUUAGCUCUUCGUUUUUUGUUUUGUUUGUUUGUCUUUUCGCGUAAGAAAAAGGCCCAAAUUGAUAAUCGAGCUCGACAGCUCAGCAUUUUUCGCACAAAGAAUUGUUCACGCAGUUACGGAUGUUCUCUCCUUCAUUCUCAAUUCCUUCCAACCCUCCCCCCCCCUCCCCUCCCUUUCUCUUUGUCUAAACUCCCCCUUUAAUGAAAGCCAUCGAACCAUAUUCACAGA
Messenger RNA from Pocillopora meandrina, 2891 nucleotides. Lineage: Eukaryota; Metazoa; Cnidaria; Anthozoa; Scleractinia; Pocilloporidae. The record is from the annotation of a GenBank genome assembly.